GCGGAAGCAAAACAUCACAUGCCCACUGACUGCCUGAACUUAAAGCAAUUGCAUUGAGAAAACAGUGUACCUGUCAGAUAUAUCGUUAUUUACCAUCAUGGUACAGUGUUUCCUAAUACACACCAUCUGCCCGGUCACCACACUGGCGUCGGGCGAGUGCCGUGUGCUCUACUGCCGUGUUUUUGGUCCAGAAGAAAGCGUGUUGAGUGGUAAUGACCGCGAGCCCGGUCCGGAACACAGACGCCUCCUCCAGAAGGAGAAGGUGGCCGUCGUGGCUAGGCAGGUGCGGAGUGCCGUUACCCUCUCCCGAGAGGCGUCAGGGCGCGUGUUGGUGGAGACGGUGCUGGGAGAGGAGGCGGUGGCUCUCCAGGAGGCGGACAGCGGAGUUCUGCGGCUCCGCGCGGGCGAGCCCUUCUCCGGAGAGAGGAGUGUGCUGUGGCUCGGGGUGCAGAGCCUCGGGUUCACGUUGGUGUGCGAGCCGCACGAGAACCUCCUUUUGGCUGAGGGAACCCUGCGGAACCUGACCCGCCACUGUCUGGAGAACCUCCGAAUGCUGGGAGCAGGAAGCGAGGUCCUGCUGAAGAGCGACCGCGUCGACGUCCUCCUAGACCGCGUGCUUCCUCACGGCCAGCUGCUCUUCCUCAACCACCGCCUCGCACAAACUCUGGACAAGGAAGUGGCCGCUUACAUGACCAAAUAAGUCCGGGCACCGGGUUAUCAACCCUGAACGAAAACAACCAACCACAACUGUAAACAAAGUGAACCAUGUGAUGUGAUGACCUGGCAUCCUGUUAGAGGACUGCCAAGACUGCGUGCUGGUCACAUUAUUGGGAGGUAGGUCACCUGAGGGUGGAGGCAGGUCACAUGAUUGGGAAGGCAGGUCACGUGACAGGAGGGAGUACAUGCUCAUGCUGGGCAUAAUGGCCUCUGUCUGUCGUGUGUGCGCAGUUCCACCGUUGCCCAACAGGAAGUGCUGCUGCUGUCUAGUGAAGACUUACGUUCCUGUUCAGAAAUCACAAGUACUGCCUUGUGUUUGUUCCCUGCUCCGAGCCUGCGGAGGCACCAACCUGCUCUGAGUUAACCAUCCCUUCUGACUGGAACAUGCUGCCUCAGGGUUGGACACACAGGGAGGAACCUGAACUUGGGAUUUUCAAUAAACUUUUGUGUAAGAGGCAGCGGCUCUCGUUGAACGAUAUUGCUAAAAAUGUAUUCAUGCUAAUAAACUUGCUUGAAUUGUAUUAUUC
Messenger RNA from Hypomesus transpacificus, 1244 nucleotides. RefSeq names its product adaptor related protein complex 5 subunit sigma 1 (gene ap5s1). Bases 98 to 700 code for a protein of 200 amino acids. Gene Ontology annotation, biological process: endosomal transport; double-strand break repair via homologous recombination. NCBI's taxonomy places the organism in Eukaryota, Metazoa, Chordata, Actinopteri, Osmeriformes, Osmeridae. Gene Ontology annotation, cellular component: AP-type membrane coat adaptor complex; cytosol; late endosome. The record is from RefSeq and is a predicted model, not a curated record. The transcript has 3 exons.